Parathielavia appendiculata is the source of this 717-nucleotide messenger RNA. RefSeq lists its product as uncharacterized. Bases 247 to 717 code for a protein of 156 amino acids. The transcript has 4 exons. The record is from RefSeq and is a predicted model, not a curated record. NCBI's taxonomy places the organism in Eukaryota, Fungi, Ascomycota, Sordariomycetes, Sordariales, Chaetomiaceae.
UAUCAAGUACCAACGGCUCCUUAAGUAUCAAGGGCUGACAUAUGUUCACCUGACAAAAGCUGCCGGCGUCGCUAAAUCCGCUCUGUACCACCAGUACAGCCGGUCGUCAAACUUACACCUCCCGUCAUGACGAAUCCUUCCUUCUCGCUCAAUUCUUUUUACUGUCUCACCACCUCUGCUAUCUCGAGCUGUUUCGCCACAACCUGAUCUUCAACCCUUCGGUUCUUCCCUCUUUCUCCUUCAGAAAUGGAGUUCCUUGGACACUCGCCGCGCUCGCCGUCCGCAGCCUGCUGCGCCGCAGAAAGUGUCAGCGAUAACGAAACAUGGGAACUGAUACAAGCCAGCAAGAACAACGAGACGGCGCUGCACACCAUUUACGCUCCGCCGGGGGUCUCAGCGGCCGAGUUCAGAGAUCAGUUUGUCCAAGCCCGCCGACUCAAGACGAAAUUCAGGGAGCCGCAGGAGAAAAGCGACUACGUGGACAAGAAUAUAACGUUAACGUGCAUUAUCCGCGAGUCGUGGGUGUCAGCGAGUCUCAUGGGGGGAGCCAAGAAUGUGGCUGAGGAAAUGGCGAAGCUUGCCUAUUUUGAGAUCGAGUACCUUGACAAUGACGCUUCCCUGAACCCAGAUACCGUCAUCGAACUGGCUAAGAGAGACUUCUGGAUAUACACCAAGCCGGAAAGGAUUGCCGCCAAAAGCAAAGCAAAUGUGCUAUAG